GUCACCUGGUCCAGAUUUUAACGAGUACAGGCUCUUCCUGACUCGCACCUUUUGAACAGUCUCGGUUGUCAUUUGAUGAUCAUACAACGAAAACACAAAACAAGCUGACAUAACAUCUGUUGUUGAAAUCGUCAGCUUGUUUUGUUGGUAGCGCGUUUGGAGAUGAGUAUUUGGAAAUCUUCAAACGUAAUAAAUAGCCUCCUAAACCAAAGCAAGUUGAAUGUGGAAAGCAAAGGCCAAGGUGCAGUGUAUUUGUUGGUGCAUCGAUGCAUAAGUUUGUGCAACAUCCUGCAGCGGUCCCAUUACGAUUCGCUCGGAUUGACCCCCCGCGCAACGCAGAAUGACAUCAAGCAGGCUUAUUACAAGCUGUCGAAGCUUUACCAUCCGGACAAGAACGAGGGCUGUGACAACGCAGCGGAUAAAUUCCGAUCCAUCACCGAGGCGUACGAGGUCCUGGGAAAUUAUCGCCUUCGAAAGUUGUACGACAAAGGAAUCCUACACACGGCAGGUCGUCAGUAUGCCCAGCACCAUUCAACGGUGGAAAAGGAGCCGGAAGAGGACGACCCGCAAACUCGCUUCUACAAGAAACGCAUGACCCGAACUCACGUUCCGACGGCCUCGGGGCGGACACCGAUCUACGAUUUCGACGAGUGGUCUCGGAACCAUUACGGGAAGAACUUCGAGCGGAAGAAGGCGGCCGAUGCCAAGUUUCGCGCCAAGGUUGAAAGGGAGGAAACGAUUGAUUCGCACGUGCUCCAAGGGUAUGUUGUGUACGCGAUGGUGGGACUUGCGGUGUUUUAUGGAUUGAUACUUUUGAACGAAAGUUCACACGAUAGGCCCAAGGCGUUAGAAAAGAAACAGGAUGAUAUAAAGUAGAGAUACAUAUAAUGCUAGUAGAGUCAACAACAACUAAAAUGUACAUAAAAAAGUGCUUCAAAAGCAAGUAAAUAAAAAGAUUGUUGAAAUAGGUGAUGAGAAUAAAGCUAAUUUAUACAUUAAA
Messenger RNA from Aedes albopictus (Asian tiger mosquito), 1000 nucleotides. RefSeq names its product dnaJ homolog subfamily C member 30, mitochondrial-like. The record is from RefSeq and is a predicted model, not a curated record. The coding region runs from base 163 to 876 and encodes 237 amino acids. NCBI's taxonomy places the organism in Eukaryota, Metazoa, Arthropoda, Insecta, Diptera, Culicidae. The transcript has 2 exons.